Messenger RNA from Varroa destructor (honeybee mite), 2923 nucleotides. RefSeq lists its product as uncharacterized. The record is from RefSeq and is a predicted model, not a curated record. Gene Ontology annotation, cellular component: cytoplasm; nucleus; neuron projection. Gene Ontology annotation, molecular function: ribosome binding; mRNA 3'-UTR binding; translation factor activity, RNA binding. Gene Ontology annotation, biological process: negative regulation of cytoplasmic translation. NCBI's taxonomy places the organism in Eukaryota, Metazoa, Arthropoda, Arachnida, Mesostigmata, Varroidae.
UUAACCUUGGACGCCUAACUGUUCAAGCGUCACUCCGCGGUCACAGCCAGACAACCAUUGAUGGGUUAAAUACAUUGUGUUGAAAUCAUUGUGAACCUUGUGGUAUCUGUCGUUUGUGCUGUUGUUCUUCUCCUGGUAUUUUUUUGUUUUUUCGCUGUGAUAUUUCCACUGGCGGAUUCCUUUAACUAUUCUAUAUAAAUCUUGUAGGCUUUUGGAUUGGACGGUCUAACCGUACUGAGUCACAGCUUUCGUUCCGUGUCGAAAAUAAAAGUCGAUUACAAUGGCAACAAUGCAAGUAAAUGAAUCAUCGCUGCGGCCAGACACAAUGGAGACUCUGCGCGAAAUCUGGUUAAAUAAAAACUGUACUGAUAAAACUGGUGAGCAGGUUUCGGCAAAGCGGAGCAGCUAUGACGAGCUUUUUGAAAAUCGACUCCAGCACGCUAAUUCCAGCGAUGGUCUAAAAGAAAUAAUUCCAACAGCCGCCGAAUGGUGGCUGGCGAUGCACAAGAAACCAUCUCAAGUCCCAGCACCCAUUGGGACAAGGAGACAACAGGACAUGUUUGCAGGUGACUAUGAUACUGGUUCUGGGUACUAUGCUCCACCAGGCACUAUGGAAAAAGCGCUUCCGAACUUUGAGUCUUCGACCUCGGCUCUCUCAUUUUCGACAGAUAGAACACAGACGACUCGUGUAUCAAACGAGGUCGCGAAAGAUUCGUGCCCUUCAUCGUACACUUCGCCAUGGGAGCCAUCGACUUCAUCACUAAGAUAUUCAACGGUCCUUCCAAGUCCACCUUGCCAAUCCAAAAGUUCCCUCAUACUUGACUCAGGAGGCUUCCACUCAUUUAACGCAACGGGAGAUACUGUAUUGUCACGUCUAAACCACUUCAGUCAGGAACAAUCGCGACGGAGACAAUGUACCCAGGAUCAGCUGCAACAUUUGGAACAACAGCAGCUCCAAUUGCAACAAAAAUUCGAAAAAAAAAGAUUGGAGCUCGAACGCAGGAAAAACCAGCUAGAAGCAAGUGAUCAACUAUAUAAGCUCAUUAAUAGCGUUAUAUUGGAGGACGGUGAUGAUAAGACAGUUGACCUUGAACGUCUUGAGAAACUUCGAUUAUUGAAACAACUUCUCGGGGUCGAGUUCAAUGCAGUUAACAACCAAAGGAAGAAUCCACUAGCUACAAAUCCGCUUUCUCUAGAACUACAUCAGCAGCACAAAAACUCCCGGCAACAGCAGCAGCGCAGUGUCUUGAGCGAAUUACUCAGGUCGAGAAUGGCCAUGUUGAGUCAAGGUUUACUGGUCACUGAAAACGUUCCUUACCUUAACGCGCCACUUCACCUGAAAUCGACGAAACAGAAUACAUAUGAAGAAGCUCUCGAAUCGCUCGAGAAUGAGGCAAAAAGUCGGCGUACAUUAGCCUGCGUGAAAAACGCGACUCUUACAUGGAAAGGAGUGCUUACAACUAGGCAUCAUGAUUCACCAACAUACGCUAGCAAAGUGUUCGUAGGUGGAUUGCCAUAUGAUGUGACGUCCGACGUCCUCGCCGUCAUCUUUGGGAAGUUCGGUGCAUCGGUUCAGUUGCCGCCGCGGGGUAGGGGACAUGCGUACCUUGUGUUCGAGAACGAGCUUCAAGUACAAACGCUUUUAAAAUGCUGUGAACUCGAAGAUGAUGAAAAAUUUUACUUUUGGGUACCAUCUAAACGGGGUAAAGAUCGUAAGGCUCAGGUGAUUCCAUGGGCAAUCGAAGACAGUGACUGGCUAUCGCCUGACUGCGCUGUUCCAGUUCCUCUGGCAACCAUGAGCGAGCCAUCUUCAACUGGCUCACGAAGUCUGCGGAGCACUGCAUCAGAUGCAUCAAGCCAUGAAUCUACAUCUUCUCUCGUCGAGGAGCUCACUGAUGAUGAAUCUCUGUUAUCCUCUGAAAGAAUCUCGUCGUUUCAAAAAGCGCACUCCGAUAUCAAUGGAUUUUCUAAGCAGAAUACGGUUUUCGUCGGAGCCCUGCACGGUGAAAUAACGGCGGAAGACCUUCAGAGAAUACUGUCAGAACUGUUCGGUCCGAUCAUCCAUGUCGGAAUAGACACCGACAAAAACAGGUACCCAAACGGCUCCGCGCGUGUGACGUUUGCCUCCACUUCGGCCUUCCGGGCCGCUGUCCUGGCAGAGUAUGUCCAGGUAGUGACGCCAAGAUUUUCAAAGACGAUCCAGCUAGACGCGUACAUUGAGGAUGGAACAUGUUGCGUCUGUGACGUUUCUACACCUGUGUUCUGUCGCCACCCGGACUGUUUCAGGUAUUAUUGUGCCACCUGUUUUAAUAAACAUCGCCUACAUAAUACGGACUACCAUCCGCCCGUGAUGAGGAACCGGCACAGUGGCACGUUUCAUACAAAGAUGAGCUCUGUGUACUUCAGUAACAACAGUACGAGCCUAGCUAAAAACAGCCCAACGAUAAACAGCGAUACGUUUUCGCUCUUCAUCACAGGAAUCAACCACUUUCACACAGGCUUGAAUGCCGCGUCUUAAGCUACUGAUUCGCUGAUGGCAUUUGCGCACUGACCUUUUGUCUUUGCAGGUCUGGAUAUUUUUGGCGACUGGCAACCAACCGGUUGUAACAUCUAGGCAUAAAUUCUGCAUGCACAAAUUAAAGCGCGAGUUUGAGUACGUUAAAAGACUUGUAAACCUUGCUUCAAUGUUGUGCUCGUUUCUUUCCACAAGUUUUCUUGUAUUUUUUCUAAUUAUCAUUUGAAUUAUGGCCAUGUGCUUAAUUUCGUACUUUAUUAAUUGCAAUUCGUACUAUUUUCGCACGGACAAUUGCGUACAUCUUACCAAGUCUUCCAUGAAUUGAUUGAUGAUACUGUUACUACCAGUGUUAAUAAUGAUACCGAUGAAUACUCUACUUAUAUCUAUAUAAAUACCUAUAUGCUUGAA